AUGACGCCACCCAAGGUCGAUAUUGACCAUAUCUUGGGAAACUUAACCCUGAAUGAAAAGAUCUCUCUCCUCGCUGGAGAAAGCGACUGGCAAACCGUGGGAAUCCCUUCCAAAGGUGUUCCAGCCGUCAAGGUCUCAGAUGGCCCCAAUGGAGCACGCGGAGCCUCAUUUGUGGACUCUACGACAGCAGCAUGCUUUCCCGCGGCAUGCUGCAUCGCCGCAACAUUCGACUCUGAUCUCGCAAGAGAUAUUGGCGAGGCCAUAGCUGAAGAAACUCGCUCCAAAGGCGCCAGGUGCUUGCUAGGACCGACUGUGUGCAUCCAUCGCCAUCCGCUGGGUGGCCGCAACUUUGAGUCCUUCUCUGAGGAUCCCUUUCUCUCGGGGAAACUCGCUGCUCAAUACAUCAACGGGCUCCAAUCCCAAGGUGUGUCAGCUACAAUCAAGCAUUUUGCGGCCAAUGAACAAGAAACCCAGCGUCUUACUGUCGAUACUCUGGUUGGGGAGCGUGCAUUGCGGGAAAUCUAUCUUCGACCAUUUGAGAUUGCAGUCAAGGAGGCCAAUCCGUGGGCCAUCAUGACGUCUUACAAUCUACUAAACGGUGAACAUGCCGACUCCAACAAGUACUUACUCCAACAGGUUCUCCGGGACGAUUGGGGCUGGGAAGGGCUUGUGGUUAGCGACUGGGGCGGCACAAACUCGACUGCAGACGCCCUUAACGCCGGGCUCGACUUGGAAAUGCCUGGUCCAACAAGAUGGCGAAAGCAAGAGGCCGUUCUUGAAGCGAUAAAGGCCGGACAGCUUACACAAGGGACUAUUGACCAGCGGGUGAAGCAGCUGUUGGCCUUCCUAGAACGGCUGGGAUGUUUCCAUGACCCUCGUAUCCCGGACGAGCAGGCUAUCAACAACCCGAGACACCAGUCACUUAUUCGCGAUGUGGGUUCUCGCGGUCUCGUCCUCUUAAAGAACGACACAAACAUCCUACCGCUUAGGGCAACCGAAUUGGACGGCAAGAAGAUCGCUUUGCUCGGAUACGCAAAGACGGCACUGGCUCAUGGGGGUGGCAGUGCCUCGGUCGUUGCUCAUUACAAGGUUACUCCUUGGGAAGCCUUGAAGAACGCACUCGGCGACCAAGUUGAACUUUCUUACGCAAAAGGUGCCGACACGCUUCGAUACUUACCUCCAAUCACUACAGGUGUCCUUGACUUGGAUGGCAAUCCCGGCUUCACGUACAAAAGAUACGAGCCCAACAAUCCUGUUCCGGUCGAGAUCAAGCAAAUGCACCCUGACUCGUUUGUCUCUGUCUUUGCCUCGGUCGGUUUUAGAGACUGUGACGUCAGCUUCGAAGGUCUAUUUGAGGUCCACGAGACAGGGGAAUACUACUUCUCGUGUGCAGGACUUGGGCCUAGUAAGCUCUUGAUUGAUGGUGAACUUGUUGAGGAGCAAACCGACAAUUAUCCAGAUGCCAUGGGUUUUAUGUUUGGCGGCGCGUUUUCAACCCAGAUCAAAGUCCAUCUGGAUGCCGGCAGAAAGUACAAGAUUUUGGCACAUACCUCUCCGCCAACCCCCAAAGAGGGCGAGGUUGAGGACAUGGGUCUUCUGGAGGGACACGUUGGUCUGCAGGUUGGUUUCACGCCUGCUCCCCAGCUCGAUCGGGACUAUACAGCCGAGGCAGUGCGCCUCGCCCAGGAGGCCGACAUGGCCAUCGUCUUCACUGGGCAUGAGCCGGUAUGGGAGACUGAGGGCAAAGACCAGGUCAGCUUCCACCUUCCUAAAGAUGGGAGCCAGGACUGCUUUAUUUCCGCCGUGGCCGACGUCAAUCCUAAUGUUAUCGUUGUGAACUCUACAGGAGUUCCCAUCGCCAUGCCGUGGCUUGUCAAGAUUAAGGCCCUCGUCCAGUCGUGGUACCCUGGCCAAGAGUGUGGCAAUGCGAUUGCCGAUAUCCUUACGGGAAGAACUACCCCAGAAGGCCACCUACCUUGCACAUUCCCUCGCGAUAUCCGCGAUUGUCCCGCUUAUGGAAACUUUCCCGGCCAGCAGUCAGUGAACAAGAAGUUGACAGUCACAUACCAAGAAGGCGUCUUUGUUGGAUAUCGCCACUUCGAUCUCCUCGCUCAAGAAAAGGUCAACUUCCCUUUUGGCUUCGGACUAUCCUAUACAUCCUUUGACUUCCAAGACUUCAGCGUACAAAAGGUCGGCAGCAGCACACUCGAUGUAAGAGUUCAAGUGACCAACACUGGCGCUGUGGCUGGUGGAAUUGCUGUACAAAUUUACGUUGGCAAGGAGAAGGCACCAAACACGGAGCCAAAGAAGCAACUUGCCGGUUUCAAAAAGGUUCGACUCCAGGCGCAAGAGUCGCACGCGGUACGGAUUCUUAUUGAAGACCGAGACUUUGCCACCUAUGAUGAGGUGGAACGUGGUUGGGCGGUGCAGGGAGGAAUUUACCGUUUCAUGCUUGGGAAAUCAGCACAGGAUAUUGUCGCUGAGGUGAAAGUGCCCAUAGAAAACAAGAUAUACAGCCGCCAUCUUGGGUAG
This is a messenger RNA of Fusarium falciforme, 2532 nucleotides long. RefSeq names its product Beta-glucosidase. The record is from RefSeq and is a predicted model, not a curated record. Gene Ontology annotation, molecular function: beta-glucosidase activity. The transcript is spliced from 3 exons. NCBI's taxonomy places the organism in Eukaryota, Fungi, Ascomycota, Sordariomycetes, Hypocreales, Nectriaceae. The coding region runs from base 1 to 2532 and encodes 843 amino acids. Gene Ontology annotation, biological process: glucan catabolic process.